Molecule: messenger RNA, 900 nt
Organism: Stylophora pistillata
Lineage: Eukaryota; Metazoa; Cnidaria; Anthozoa; Scleractinia; Pocilloporidae
Product: 5'-AMP-activated serine/threonine-protein kinase catalytic subunit alpha-like
Source: RefSeq, a predicted model, not a curated record
AUGACGGUGCACACGGGAAUUGAAAUUCAGUUCAUAGGGCACAGUGGAAACAGUGCACGAGACACUGAAGUAACAAACAAUGAAACAGAACACAGAGAAAACAGUGCGCAAGACACUAACGUAACGGACAAUCAAAUAGAACACAGAGAAGACAAUGCGCAAAUCACUAAUGUAACAAACAAUCAAACAGAACACAGAGAAAACAGUGCGCAAGACACUAACGUAACGGACAAUCAAAUAGAACACAGAGAAGACAAUGCGCAAAUCACUAAUGUAACAAACAAUCAAACAGAACACAGAGAAAACAGUGCGCAAGACACUAACGUAACGGACAAUCAAAUAGAACACAGAGAAGACAAUGCGCAAAUCACUAAUGUAACAAACAAUCAAACAGAACACAGAGAAAACAGUGCGCAAGACACUAACGUAACGGACAAUCAAAUAGAACACAGAGAAGACAAUGCGCAAAUCACUAAUGUAACAAACAAUCAAACAGAACACAGAGAAAACAGUGCGCAAGACACUAACGUAACGGACAAUCAAAUAGAACACAGAGAAGACAAUGCGCAAAUCACUAAUGUAACAAACAAUCAAACAGAACACAGAGAAAACAGUGCGCAAGACACUAACGUAACGGACAAUCAAAUAGAACACAGAGAAGACAAUGCGCAAAUCACUAAUGUAACAAACAAUCAAACAGAACACAGAGAAAACAGUGCGCAAGACACUAACGUAACGGACAAUCAAAUAGAACACAGAGAAGACAAUGCGCAAAUCACUAAUGUAACAAACAAUCAAACAGAACACAGAGAAAACAGUGCGCAAGACACUAACGUAACGGACAAUCAAAUAGAACACAGAGAAGACAAUGCGCAAAUCACUAAUAGCAAAGUUGUGUAA